UCGAUGAUAUGGACAAAAUCAUCGAGACAUCGGGGAGCGGCGACGGGGGCGGCGGCGGUGGUGGUGGCGGAGGAGGAGGAGGAGCAGCGUUGAGAAUACUGGCGCUGCUUCAGGACACAGCUGAAUUCUUCGACAAGUCGAGAGCCGAAGCUGCUGCCGCCGCCGCUGCUGCCGCUCGCGGUUCAACCGCGGAAGGUACUCCGAACAGAACAACGGGAGGAACUCCGAACAAAGCAACCGCCGCCACCCCUCAACCGGCAGAUAGGGGGAGUGGUAGCGGCGGCAACACCUCAUCGCCCCAAUCCCAACCAUCGGGCAGCUUAAGGAUCGUGGGUGGAGAGGGAGAAAGGUUUGCUUGGACGCCAGGCGAAGGGAGUCGGGCAGCGGAGGGAGCGAGACCGAAAGGAGGUGGGUGUGACGACGUAACGGGCGAGGCGGCGGCUGUGCGCGUGGUGAGCACCUGCUCGACGUCAGACCGGGGGAUGCUGGCGCUUUAUGGACGGUAAGUCAAACCAGGCAAACACCAACUCUUGAUAACCAAUCUCUUUCUUUGUCCUCGGUUUUGCCAAUUUUCCCCAAACGUGAACGCCGGUACGGCACCUCCGUGGAACUAAUCUGUGCGUUGCGGCUUGCGAUGCGCACCAUUUACUUUUAUUUAGGCGGAAUCGUUGCUGCGGUGGAGGCAGAGCCCCGUCGGUCACUUGGCUUUCGUGUCUUUGUUUUCCAUGACCCUGUGGCCGUGGCUUACAACAGAUCCCCUGUCCCUCCCACCCAAGCGUGCUGGCAAUGCUGCGGUGCUUCGAUCGAUCAAUCCGAACUUCGGUCUACGUGGUUGUAAGCUUGUCCGACCGUUCCAUUUGACACCGCCGCCGCCGCACACGCUGAAGCCCCCUCACCCGGAUCGCGUGCUCGCCUCACCCCUACCCACUCCCAUCUCACCUCCCCUUCCCCCCGGCACGACACGAAUUCUAUCCAACCCCGCUGGGUUGGAAUCGGAAAAAGCUUCGUCCACGCGGUUGCGAGGGUGCAAAAUACGACCGGGCCGGACUGCUUCUCGUUGAGGAUCGACCCCGGCAUCGGCACAGCGCCUGCCCCUUACCCUUACCCUCCUCGUCGCCCUGCGACCGCAUCGCCGCCCCACGGGUCUGGAGGGUUCGCCCCGGGAUUCACGCCAUGGGACGGCGGUGGUAGCGGUGGUAGCGGUGGUGGUGGUGGUUGUGGUGCUUCACAUGAGGAAGUGGUGGAGUACGUGCGGUCCCAGAGAAAUGGGUCGUUUGCUUUGUUCUGAGUGAAGGUGGAGCUAUGUAGCGAUUCGUCUAGAUUGGUCCCUGGCACUAUGCACAGCGGUGUUGAUUGCGGCAGCGAGUUUUGAUGGCCGUUUCGAAUAACUUGAUGAUAGUGGCUGGUGUUGGCUGUACCGCGAAGCACGGCCGGCUAUCUCAGGGAUGAGCUGUCUGCUUCAUUCUGAGUGAAUACGGGGAAUGUUCUUCAAUGAGAAGAGACCGUGCCGACAACCUUUAAGGUCGGCACAGAAACUGCGGGCAUAUCACGUAUCGCUAAUUACGUUGCUGCUCCAUUUUUUCUGUGUGCACUUGAAAAAGAUGCUACUUCGUUCUUUUAUGUCGUAUGACGC
This is a messenger RNA of Ectocarpus sp. CCAP 1310/34, 1633 nucleotides long. The record is from the annotation of a GenBank genome assembly. NCBI's taxonomy places the organism in Eukaryota, Phaeophyceae, Ectocarpales, Ectocarpaceae.